AUGAGGCGCAGCCGGUCGCGGCGGCGCCGGAAACGCAAGGAGGCCGAGGCGUCUGCGGCCCAGGCGCCGCCGGCCCCAGCCCUGCCAGCGCCUCAAGCGCCUCAAGCGCCGCCGCCGGCGGCGCCUGCGCCGGAGGAUGGGCGCAGGCGGCGCCGGAAGGAGAAGCACGCAGAGCCCAAGCCUGCGCCGGCCGCGCCGGUUCCGGCGCUGGCCUCGCCGCAGCCGGCGAAGGCCCCGGCGCCGGCCGCCCCUGUGCUCUCAGAGGAGGACCAAAAGAAGCUGCAGGCAGAAGUUGGCAAGAAGCUGGCAAAGCUGGACGGCCUGUCGCGAGCUCGGAAUCGGAAGGGCCAUGGGUGCGCGGUGUUGGCCCGCGGCCGGCGCGGCGGGCGGGCCCGCGGCGGCCGGUGGGAGCUGGGCUCGGGUCGUUGGAUUCUUACCAUGUGCCCAGAUACGCUCCCCUCCACGUCUCGUCCAGCUCUGGCGGAUUGCACCGUGAUUUGA
Effrenium voratum is the source of this 501-nucleotide messenger RNA. The record is from the annotation of a GenBank genome assembly. NCBI's taxonomy places the organism in Eukaryota, Dinophyceae, Suessiales, Symbiodiniaceae.